Parnassius apollo (apollo) is the source of this 9033-nucleotide messenger RNA. Lineage: Eukaryota; Metazoa; Arthropoda; Insecta; Lepidoptera; Papilionidae. The record is from the annotation of a GenBank genome assembly.
AUGGUGGAUGUUUCUAGUGGAAAAAGACUAAAAAUAACUUUUUUUGCAGUAAUUUUAACGAUUGAAGAUGAAAUCAGUUAUUGGAAAUCAAUGGCAGAAAAAAGAGAUGCAUCCAAAAAAGAGAGAGAGGCUGCGUCUAAUUUUUGUGUUCUGUUUGAAGAUGUCUUUGAGGAAACCAGGUCAAUGCAAGCAAGCCCUGUUCACGACUUUAGAGAUAAUGCAGAGAACAUCGGUGGUUUGCUGGAUGAUAUUUGGCGGUAUACUGUGUUGCCAUACUCUCAAGAUAGAAUGGUACACGUUUUCGAUAUAAUAGGGCACGUAAUUUGCUCCAUAACUCAGAAAGCACUGUGUAACACGGAUCUAUGGAAGGUCUAUAACGGCAUUAAAGAUAACGAAAUUUUGACUUUAACUAAUGACAGCCUUAAUGCAAUGCAAACUUGGAUCAGCGCCUGCGUGUCCCUCACCGAGAACUAUUGGCCGAAUUAUGCUCUGCAUCCCUGGAGCGGUAAAGGAUACGUGCCGCAGUUUUGUCUUAAUUUUCAGAAACGGCUUAAAGAGAUCCAUGAUUUAAGGUCAAUUCAUAAUCAGUUGAACAAAUUGUUGUCGAAAAGUGAGAGAUCUGAAUUGAAGACUGAUCAGUUGUUUGAGCCAUUCACUGACGUAAACGUUUGGGUGUGUAAUGGUCAAAACAUCGCAUGGGAUAAUUCAGUGACAAAAAUUUUUGCCAAUCUUCGACCUGCAGAAGCAAAAAUAGCUGAGAAGUUGAGGCCCAGGCUUCACAAUACGUCCACUAAACAAAUGCUGUACGAGUUCAUACGCUACAAGUCUCUCAUAAACAGGCCAAUAGUAAAACAGGCUUUAAAUAACGAACUGGAAAUCUUUGUGUCAUCGUUACUGGAGAUGUUGAAGAGCAUCCAGAUGCAGUUGGACUCGGACGAAGUUGACGUGAAGAUGUACCAGCCGCCCGAAAUGUCGCCCCUUGUGCAACAGAUACAGUGGGCUAAGCAGAUGGAGGCCAAGGUCAAAGACAUUCAAAUGUGUAGCGAAGAUUAUCUUAAAGAAUUUCAAGGCAGCGUUGAAGUGUGUAAACUAGCUGGUCAAGUUUUAAAAGAUCUUAAAGAGUCAUAUACACAGUUACAUGAAGAGUGGUCGAGAGAUAUACAGGCGCAAGUGAAGUCAGGGUCGCUCCAGCUAUCGGUGGACAAGCCAGUGGUAGAGUUCUCGGCGCAGAAUCGGAUGAUGGUGGUGAACUACAACCCGCGUCUGGUGUGGACGGAGCUGGAGGCGCGGGCGCUACUGGCGCUGGGCCUGCCGGCGGCCCGCGCGGCACAAGCCGUCGACGUACUCGCCACUUCGCUUAGAUAUGCUCGGGACUUGCAGCAGGUCGCAUCAUUCCACAACACGCUAGGUGAGCGUAUGAUUCCGUCCACUCGACCCAUGAUGCUACAAGCUGCUUUGGACUUGUCCGCCCUGGUGCAAGAUCAAAAGGCCGUCUACUGGAACGACAUUGAGCAACUUUCUAAUUAUACAGAAAAAUUGAAGAAGAUGGUCCUAAAACUGGAGACACAGAAUUCCUACCUGACGAGUCAGCAUGUUGCAAUAAGAAAUAUUGUCGAAAAACUAAUGGACACAGAGCUACUAGUGAAACAAUCGGAAUGGAAGAAAAGCAUCAAAGAAAUAAGAGAUAUAAUUGAAAAUGUUGAAGCAAAUGGCUAUAAGAAUACAGAGCAAUGGAGAUCCCAUUGGGACUGGCAAUUGUACAAAGCGCUCGAGUGUCAAUACAUAAAGGCGCUGCUCUCACUUCACACACACUUUCCGCACGUCAGAAUUGACUUGGUGCUGCGAGGGCGCAUGGUGCGUUCCCAGCCGGCACUGGAGGACCUGCGAGUGCAGCACUACCAUCAGCUUCGACGUCUUGUCGCGCUUCCUGCUACCUUUGUCGGACUGACUAAUACUGUCACCACGAAUCAAUCCAUAUUUGCCUCAAUCGUUGAUAAGCACGGCUGGCUGGGCAACAAGGCGGCGCGGCAGCUGGAGGCGGCGCUGGCGCGCGUGCAGGCCGCGUGCGGCGCCUGGGCGCGGCGCCUGGCGCUGGCCUGCCUGCCCGAGCCGCACGCCGACCUGCACGCGCUAUGCCUGCGUCACCUCACCGAGCCGCGCCACUGGGAGACCAACUUCAAGGCCUGCAAGGCGUACGGACAGGCCGUCGCCAAAAUGACCUUCGAGGACGAGAAGAUCGACUGGAUAUCAUUGGGGACUGUUAAUCUACGGCGCGAGUUUGAAGCCCAGGCGCGCAAUCUUUGGGCCUGCUUAAUGUCGUCUCUGCAAGCGAGUUGCCUCAACGAUACUGCAGAGCUGGACACCUUCGUGGCUAAUGCGAUGGUCAUGCUUGAGAAUAAAACGAUGCCAAAAAAUGCUAAAGAAUUGGCAGAGAUCAGUGUGAAGCAACAGGCUUUGCAAGAUAAAAUGCCAGAGAUGGAAAAAAUGGUGGAAAAUUUAAAACGUAAGGGUCAAAUGCUGCGCACUUGGGGCGGCGACACGUCCGUCGACAACACGCUUAAAGAAUGGCAGAAAGUGCGCGAGCAGAUGCUGAGCCAGCACCAGAUAUUCCUACAUCAGGCUGAAAUAGUAAAGUCUAGUCUAAAAGGCGAAUGGGAAAACCUGAACGCGAGCGUGGAGGCGUGGCUGUCGCGCUGGGAGCAGGCUAAGCUUCGUCUUGAGAGUUCGCAAGGGGCGCACUACGCGGAGAUGGUGGAGCGCUGUCGGACUGUGUUUGAAGCGCAUGCGCAGUGGCUGAAAUAUCUUGCUGAAAGAGACGAGCUCCAGAAAGAAUGCGAAAAGUUCAGUAUGGAUAUUAAAUUAUCUGAAAUGUGGAUAAAAGCCGAAAAAUUAAUAAAUGAUUAUAUUGAUCAUUGGACAGUUUUCAAAGAAUACAAUGAUGAGUUCGAAUCCAUAUCCGAGCAAGAGUGGAUCGUAUUUCAAAAGAAGCUCCAUCUGUUGGAUGAGUUCAUAAAUAAAUGGCGUGGGCAGUUAGAACCGUAUACUACAAUAACAUUGUUCCUAAAACAGGAACUUGAAAAAUAUUCCGACCUUACAAUAGCAUUGAAGUACGUACGCGGCACGGAUUUUACAGAGCGCCACUGGAGGGAAGUUUUCAGUCUUCUAAACAUUGAUUAUAAAUCACCGGAUACAAUAAAGCUUAAAGACUUAUUACAAGCUGCGGCUAAUAUCAAGAAACAAAUAAAAGCUCUACAGAAAAUCUGUACGUUGGCUUCCAACGAGUCCGCCGUCAGGAGUGCGCUCAAUGAACUGGAGCUGUGGUACGCCGGAGCGCGCUUGACCAUCGUAUACCACAACGAUAAGACUAAGCGCCCUAUUCCCAUCGUUAAAGAUUUCAAAGAUAUUUUGAAUAAGAUCGAGGAGAAGCAAUGGGUGGUAUCAUCGGUGAGCGGGGGUAGCGAUGCGUGCGCGGCGUGGGAGGCGCGGUUGCGCGCUGCGGCCGCGCUGCUGCGUGCCGCACACCGUGCGCAGCGCAGCGCUAAUGCGGCCCUGUUUCGGUGGGUCGGAGACGGAGAGCGGGCCAAGGGAGGCGAAGCGGCGCGAGAGUGCGGUUCGAGGCGGCCCCAUACUCAGUGCAGUGAGCGGCGCGUGGAGAACCAACAUCGCGCUAUGGCUCUACGCGUUUUAUUCGUGGCCGCCGCGCUCGUCGCCGGCGCCGACGCUGUAUACAGUCGCGAACGAGAUCGACUACGUGCUGACCCCCGUUUACUUGACCGUGCUUGUGAAUUAAGUUCCUGCUACCCAGCUACCGGUAACCUCCUUAUCGGACGCGAAUCUCGACUCUCUGCAACAUCCACAUGUGGUUUACAUGGACGCGAACGAUACUGCAUUGUGUCGUAUCUCGACGACAGACUCAGAAAAGAAAGGGAAACAUGCUUCACUUGCGACUCAACGAACAAAACCGUGCACAAACCCGAUGAAAAUCAUCGAAUACAGAACAUUAUUUAUAAAUUUUAUCCUGGCACAAGAUACAGAUCAUGGUGGCAAUCCGAAAAUGGAAAGGAAAAUGUUUCAAUUAGACUAGAUAUGGAAGCGGAAUUUCACCUUACGCAUUUAAUAAUUCAAUUUAAAACUUUUCGUCCCGCUGCAAUGUUGGUGGAGCGGUCUUUCGACUUUGGUAAGACAUGGCGUGUUUAUAGAUAUUUCGCACACAACUGCGCCGAGUCCUUCCCGUUAAUUCCUAGACAUUCACAGCGAAGCUUAACAGAAGUCGUAUGUGAUUCCCGUUAUUCAGGUGUCUCUCCUUCUACUGAGGGAGAAGUGAUAUUUAGAGUGUUACCGUCGAAUAUAAAUGUGACAAAUCCAUAUUCGGAAGAAGUGCAAAGUUUAUUGCGAAUGACCAAUCUUAGAAUUAACUUUACAAAAUUGCAUACACUAGGUGAUGAUCACCUCGAUAACAGAGCGGAAAUAAAGUUUAAAUAUUAUUAUGCCAUUUAUGAAAUGACAGUGCGCGGAUCAUGUUCCUGUUACGGCCAUGCAUCUCGUUGUUUGCCUAUGCCUGGAGUUGAAUCGAAAAAUAAUAUGGUACAUGGUCGUUGUGAAUGCACACAUAACACCAGAGGAUUAAAUUGUGAGUACUGUGAAGAUUUUUACAACGAUUUACCUUGGCAACCAGCUAUUGGAAGAACUUCUAAUGCUUGUAAGAGAUGUACAUGUAAUAAUCACGCAACAACAUGCCACUUUGAUCCAGCAGUUUAUAACAAAACUGGAAAAAUAAGUGGUGGUGUAUGUGACAAUUGUCAACACAAUACAAUGGGUGUUAAUUGUGAACGAUGCCGGCCUACAUUUUACAAGGACCCUAGUUUAGACAUCCAAAGUCCAGAUAUAUGUAAACCAUGUGACUGCGACCCAGAAGGUACAACCGACAGGGAAGUUUUGUGUGAUGAUGAGACAGAUCCUGCAAAUAAUAAAACUGCUGGUCGUUGUAUGUGUAAAGCUAAUAUCGAUGGAGCAAGAUGUGAUAGAUGCAAAGAUGGCUAUUGGAAUUUCAACCCUCUUAACCCUGAAGGUUGUGAAGCAUGCACAUGUAAUAGUUUAGGCACAAUCAACGAAAGAGGCUGCGAUGCCGCAACAGGUAACUGCUUCUGUAAACGUCACGUCACUGGAAGAAAUUGUGAUCAGUGCCUUCCAGAAUUUUAUGGUCUUUCGGAUAGUGACGAUGGUUGUCUACCGUGUGAUUGUGAUGUUGGUGGUUCAAUAGACAGAGAUUGUGAUGUGAUAACAGGCCAAUGCAAAUGUCGUCCAAACGUUACCGGUCGCCGAUGUGAUACACCUAUACAAAACUUCUUUGUUGGUGCUCUUGAUGCUAUUGUUGUUGAAGCUGAGUCAAGCCAGUGUGAUUCUCAAAUAGACGAUAACGCAAUUCAAAGUCAGCUGUGUCACGUUGUCAUACGAGAAAAUUUCCCGGAUGGCCGAAAAGAAACAUGGACUGGUCCAGGUUUCAUGAAAAUACCGGAAAGUAGUACGCUAGUUUUUAAGAUAAAUAAUCUAAAAACAAGUAUGAAUUAUAAUGUUUUAAUUAGAUACGAACCCCAGGCCCCCAUGAAUUGGGAAGAGGCCACAAUAUUUGUAAGAAGACCUGUACCCGUAGAUACUGACUCACCGUGUGCAAAUAUACGGCCCGAAGAUGACACUAUCAAUACAUAUUUACCAGCAACUCAACGCAGUGUUCUUGUUAAACCAGCGGUAUGUUUAGAAAAGAAUAAAGAAACUGAAAUUCGUAUAUAUUUAGGACGUCAAGAUGGCCGCUCCUCCAACUCUAGAGCAUCUAUUUUGAUUGACUCAAUCGCUCUGAUACCUUCUAUUGACGAUUUACCUUUCUUAGCAAAUGGAAGUAACAUGAGAGAUGAAUUUGAUCGUUUCAACUGUGGUGAUUCAUAUUAUUAUGAUCUUAAUAGAGAAAAUAUUCCUGAGGUUUGCAAAAAGUACCAUGCUAGUAUAGGAUUUUACAUUAGAAACGGCUCAGAAUCAUGUCAAUGUGAUCCAACGGGUUCUAAAAGUCACCAAUGUGAUCCGUAUACUGGGCAUUGUCAGUGCGUGGAAAAUAUUGUUGGCGCUAGAUGCGAUCGCUGUGCUCCUGGUACAUACGGGUUCAGUAAGUUCGGAUGCAAGCGCUGUGAUUGUAACAGUAUUGGAUCGCUAGAUAAUUUCUGUGAUGCUACAAGUGGACAAUGUAAAUGUAGAGCGAACACUUACGGUCGGGCAUGUGAUUUAUGCCAACCUGGCUAUUUCAAUUUUCCAAAUUGUCAACAAUGCGAUUGCAAUGGUCACGCAGUUGAAUGUGAUGAUAAGACUGGUGCUUGCAAAGAAUGUAGAGAUUAUACAGAAGGUCACCGGUGCGAAAGAUGUAUUGAUGGAUAUUAUGGUGACCCAAGACUUGGUGUCGAUAUUCCAUGUCGACCAUGUCCCUGCCCUGGUGUUAAAGGUGAUCCAAACAAGGGUAGCCAUGCUGACCGUUGUGAGUUAGACCCUGAAACAAAAGAUGUAGUUUGUGAUUGCAAAGAAGGUUAUGCUGGACUUCUAUGUGAUGUAUGUGCCGACAACUAUUAUGGCGACCCUGUCAAAGGAACCUGUGAUAAAUGUGAGUGCAAUGAAAACAUCGAUAUUACAAAACCCGGAAACUGUGACCCAUAUACAGGAAUAUGCUUACAGUGCUUACACAAUACAGCUGGUGAUCAUUGUGAACUUUGUCUAGAUGGAUACUAUGGUAACGCAAUAGAAAAAGCAUGUUAUAAAUGUAACUGCUCAGAAUUAGGUACAAACUUUACUCAAGGUAACUGUGAUGGCAUAACAGGACAGUGUCCUUGCUACAAAAACGUUAUGGGAAUAAAUUGUGAUCAAUGUACGGAAAACCAUUGGAGAAUAGCUCUGGGCACAGGCUGUGAUCCAUGUGAAUGUGAUCCUAUUGGAUCAAUGUCUCCGCAAUGUAACCCGUAUAUAGGUAAAUGCGACUGUAAGCCAGGACAUGGUGGAAGACAAUGCGAUCAGUGUCAAGAGAAUCACUGGGGUAAUCCAAAUAUAGAAUGCCAUGAGUGUGAAUGUGACUUAUAUGGGUCAGUAUCGCAACAAUGCAUGAGAGAAAAUGGGUCAUGUAUAUGCAAAGCAGGUAUUGGCGGAUAUAAAUGUGACGUUUGUGCCCGCGGAUAUCUUGGUGAUGCUCCUCAAUGUUAUGCUUGUGGUGAAUGUUUUGACAGUUGGGAUCGAAUAAUUGGAGACUUACGUGUUCAGACAGAAUACGCUAUUGGCAACGCUAGUAAGAUUAAAAUUGUUGGGGCUACAGGAGCGUACACAAGGGAUUUUGAAGAAAUGACUAAAAAGCUAUCUGAUGUAGAAAAUACUCUUAAAAGUGCUAAACAGGGACAAAGUACAGUUAAAGAUCUGUUAUCAAAUAUCACUAGUCUACAAAGUCAAUUAACUCAAGCUGAGAAAAAAGUGAAAGAAAGCAAUGAUAAUCUAAAUGAUAUCACAUCUAAAAUUAACUUAGGUAAUGUGACUCUGGAUGGUCUUAGGUCCAGCAUUGAACAACUUAAAUCUAAAACAAAUGAUUUAGGUAAUAACGCAACUAAAUUACAAGAAGCUAAUUUAGAGGGAGCUUUGAACUUGACACGUGAAGCCAAGCAAAGAGCUUCUAAAGCAGCGGAUGAGGCAGAAAGCGUGCAAACAAUUAUUGCCGAUACGGAUCGACAAAUAAAAAAUACUGACAGAUUAAUUGAACUUCAAUAUUCAAAUUUCAAUAAUACUCAAAGUGAAAAUGACAAAAAACUUGAUGAUUUACAAGAACAGCUGUCGGAAUUGGAGUCGCAAAUACCUAAAAUUAAUGAAAAAAUGUGUGGUCAAGAAAGUGACACCUGUGAUAUUUGUGGUGGAGCAGGGUGUGGAAAGUGUGGCGGUAUAUCAUGUGAUCAAGGUGCUAUAACUAAAGCAGAACAAGCACUUGAUUUCGCCAAUAAAACCGAACAUAGAAUAAAAGAUCAUGAACUUACGGCUGAAGACAUGUUUAGAUCAAUAUCUCAAGUGAAACAAGAUACAGUUGCAGUCCGAUCUCGAGGUAAAGAAUUGCUAAAUAGAGCUAAAGAUUUUAAAUCAUCAGUUGAAAGGGUCACCAACGAUAGUCAAGAAUUGUCAUCAGAACUAAAAGAAUUUUUGUCAAACACUUCUAAUACACCAGCUGACGUUAGAACUUUGGCCAACGAUAUCUUAAAUUUAUCUAUACGAAUUGAACCUAAAGAAAUCACUGAAUUAUCGCAACGUAUUAAUUCUACCGUUUCACAGCUUACCAAUAUCGAAAAUAUUAUAACAGAAACAAAACCUGAUUUAGAAAGAGCAAAAGCUCUUAAACAAAACGCUACUGCCGUCAGUAGUGCUGCUAAUUUGACUCUUGAAAUGGCUAAUAAAGUUUUAGAAGCAUUAGAUGAGGCUCAAGCAGCACAGGAUGCAGCAGAAAAUGCAAUUGAGAAAGCAAAUAGUGACAUUGAAGCAGCUAAAAGUGAUUUGAUUCCAAUAGCGUCUGAAACUGAACAAGCUCAAAAAAAAGCUAACGAGACCAUGGACGAAGUCGAAGGGCUUCGUUUACGGCUAUCAGAUUUACAGAAAAAUAUUUUAAAGAUUGAAAGUGACGCUGAACAAGUGAAAGAAGAGGCUAAUGAUGUCGUUAAUCGAGCGGAAGGGGCUGAACAAAAAGCCAGGCAACUUAGGCAGGACUUUAAACAAACGAAUAUGUCUCUUGCAGAACGUGCAAGUCAGACAUUGAAUUCUAGAGAAAGAGCACAGUUGCUACUAAACCGAGCUACCAAACUUGCUAGUGACACUCAAAUGCAAUUAAAGUUAUUAGCUAAUAUGGAAGAAUUAUAUAACGAUCAUAAUGAACAACUCAACUUAUUGGAGAAAGAAAUUGGCGAGCUCAAUACACAAAUGAGUUAUUACUUGUCCGAAAUCACAAAGCGAUCAGAUUACUAUAGGUCUUGCACUACGUAA